AUGGCUCCCACAAGCACCAACGCCUGGUCCCUCACCGGCAUCGGCAAGGAUAACUGGGAAACCCUCGAGCUCAAGAAGGACGUCCCCCUUCCCAAGAUCGGUGACUACGACGUCCUCGUCCAGAUCGAGGCCGUCUCCCUUAACUUCCGUGACCUCGCCAUUCCCAAGCAGGGCCUUUACCCCUUCCCCGUCAACUUCCCCCGUGUCCCGGCUUCUGAUGGCGCCGGCCGUGUCCUCGCAGUCGGCCCCAAGGUCACUCAAUUCUCCGAGGGCGACGACAUCUGCACUCUCUUCAACCAGCACCACCAGUCUAACCCCAUCACGCCCCUCGCCGUGAGCAGCGGUCUCGGUGGUGCCCUCGACGGUACCCUCCGCCAGUAUGCCGUCUUCCCCGAGUACGGCCUUGUCAAGGCCCCCAAGACCCUCAACUCCGUCGAGGCAAGCACCCUCCCCUGCGCGCCAUUGACCGCUUGGAACGCGCUGUACGGUCUUCAGUCCAAGGCCCUCAAGCCUGGUGACUUUGUUCUCACGCAGGGCACUGGCGGUGUCAGUCUGUCCGCUAUCCAGUUCGCCCUUGCUGCCGGCGCACAAGUCAUUGCGACUACCUCGUCCAAGGAGAAGGGCGAGAAGCUGAAGAAGCUCGGCGCUCACCACGUCAUCAACUACAAGGAGACGCCCAACUGGGGCGAGGUGGCCAAGUCUCUGACGCCCAACAACGCCGGCGUUGACCACAUCAUCGAGGUCGGUGGCCCCGGCACCGUCGCGCAGUCCCUCAAGGCCGUCAAGUUGGAGGGUGUGAUUUCCAUUAUUGGUUUCCUGUCGCACGGCCAGGACACCAAGGACCAGCCUACGCUGCUGGAUGCGCUGUCCAACAUCUGCACCGUCCGCGGAAUCUUCGUCGGCUCGAAGCAGCAGUUCGAGGAGAUGAACCAGGCCAUUGACGCCAACAAGAUUCAUCCUGUCGUUGACGAGAAGAUCUUUGGUUUCGAGGAGGUCAAGGAUGCGUACCAGUACCAGUGGGACCAGAAGCACUUUGGCAAGGUUGUUGUCAAGAUUUAG
Messenger RNA from Colletotrichum truncatum, 1059 nucleotides. Its product is annotated as alcohol dehydrogenase. Gene Ontology annotation, molecular function: oxidoreductase activity. The record is from RefSeq and is a predicted model, not a curated record. NCBI's taxonomy places the organism in Eukaryota, Fungi, Ascomycota, Sordariomycetes, Glomerellales, Glomerellaceae.